Messenger RNA from Odocoileus virginianus texanus, 3469 nucleotides. It is a transcript of the gene LGI3, whose product is annotated as leucine rich repeat LGI family member 3. Gene Ontology annotation, cellular component: synaptic vesicle. The record is from RefSeq and is a predicted model, not a curated record. Lineage: Eukaryota; Metazoa; Chordata; Mammalia; Artiodactyla; Cervidae. Gene Ontology annotation, biological process: regulation of exocytosis. Gene Ontology annotation, molecular function: protein binding.
GCAGCAUGGCGGGGCUGCAGGCCAGGUGGGGCUCGGGGCUCAGGCUGCUGGCGCUGUCCACCCUGGGCCUCUGCCUAAUGCUGGAAGUCGGCGCCAAGAGGCCCCCCAAGACGCCUCCCUGCCCCCCGAGUUGCUCCUGCACUAGGGACACCGCCUUCUGCGUGGACUCCAAGGCAGUGCCCAGGAACCUGCCCUCCGAGGUCAUCUCUCUGACGCUGGUGAAUGCUGCCUUCUCAGAGAUCCAGGAUGGAGCGUUUUCCCACCUGCCACUGCUGCAGUUCCUGUUACUCAAUUCCAACAAGUUUACACUGAUUGGAGACAAUGCUUUCACAGGACUCUCACACCUGCAGUACCUCUUCAUUGAGAACAACGACAUCUGGGCAUUAUCCAAGUUUACCUUCCGAGGACUCAAGUCUUUGACGCACCUGUCACUGGCCAACAAUAACCUGCAGACACUGCCUAGAGACAUCUUUCGGCCCCUGGACAUCCUGAGUGACUUGGACCUGCGGGGCAACUCGCUCAACUGUGACUGCAAGGUGAAGUGGCUGGUGGAGUGGCUGGCGCACACCAACACCACGGUGGCGCCCAUCUACUGCGCCAGCCCGCCCCGCUUCCAGGAGCACAAGGUGCAGGAUCUCCCGCUGCGAGAGUUCGACUGCAUCACCACGGAUUUCGUGUUGUACCAGACACUGUCCUUCCCAGCAGUGUCAGCCGAGCCCUUCCUCUACUCCAGCGACCUCUACUUGGCUCUGGCCCAGCCGGGAGCCAGCGCCUGCUCCAUCCUCAAGUGGGACUACGUUGAAAGGCAGCUUCGAGACUAUGAUAGAAUCCCAGCCCCUUCUGCAGUGCACUGCAAGCCGAUGGUGGUGGACAGCCAGCUGUACGUGGUGGUGGCCCAGCUGUUUGGGGGCUCUUACAUUUACCACUGGGACCCCAACACCACGCGCUUCACCAAGCUGCAGGACAUUGACCCUCAGCGUGUGCGCAAGCCCAAUGACCUGGAGGCCUUCCGCAUCGACGGUGACUGGUACUUUGCUGUGGCUGACAGCUCCAAGGCGGGAGCCACCAGCCUCUACCGCUGGCAUCAGAACGGCUUCUACUCCCACCAGGCCCUGCACCCCUGGCACCGGGAUACCGACCUGGAAUUCGUGGAUGGCGAGGGAAAGCCACGCCUGAUCGUGUCCAGCAGUUCGCAGGCUCCCGUCAUCUAUCAGUGGAGCCGCACCCAGAAACAGUUUGUGGCUCAGGGCGAGGUGACCCAGGUGCCCGAUGCCCAGGCAGUGAAACACUUCCGUGCGGGCCGCGAUAGCUACCUAUGCCUCAGCCGUUACAUCGGUGACUCCAAGAUCCUGCGCUGGGAGGGCGCCCGCUUCUCCGAGGUGCAGGCCCUGCCCUCCCGGGGCUCGCUGGCCCUGCAGCCCUUCCUGGUGGGUGGCCGCCGCUACCUGGCGCUGGGCAGCGACUUCUCCUUCACACAGAUCUACCAGUGGGAUGACGGGCGGCAGAAGUUUGUGCGGUUCCAAGAGCUGGCCGUGCAGGCCCCCCGGGCUUUCUGCUACAUGCCGGCUGGGGAUGCCCAGCUGCUCCUGGCGCCCAGCUUCAAGGGACAGACGCUGGUGUACCGACACGUGGUGGUGGACCUCAGUGCCUAGGGGGGUGCGGGGGCCUCGGGGUUCCUCGGGCCACGCCGGAGGCUAGGUGGGAGCUUCCAGGUGAGCCACAUAUGUGCUUGUGGGAAGACACACAUAGCCCAUCCACACACGCGCUCUCACGUGUACACACCCCAGUGAGCAUGGGCCGCACCAUGGACUGUAGCCCAGGGAGGCCCCUUGGUCUUCACUGGAAUCAGCACGAAGACUUGUGUACGCACCUGGCAACCCAGCGCCCAGUGCCCUCCCGCGUGGAUGCCUAUGCACCCCGCCCGCGGCCACCCUUGCUCUGCUGCCUGCCACGUGCUCUGGCCUGGCCUGGGGAGGGGUCCUGGGAGGGAGGGAGAGCGGCCAAACUUCUCCCUCCUGUUCUUCGGCGUAUCCUUCUGACCCUCUGGUCUUUUCCUGUUGGUGCUCGGGGUGUCUGUUUACCUGCUCGUGCUCCGCAUUGCAGCCUGUGGCCACAUCCUCCUUACUGCCGGCUGCACUCUCCCACGCCACGCGCCCUCCGCGGGCACAUGUGUGCGUGGACACACUCCUUCAGUGACACGCACGCACACCUGCCCACACGCCCGUCUCCGUGUGCACAGGCACAGCUUCAGUGCAGCCUGAAGGGCGUCUCCUCCGUGACCUUGCCUCUCUUCCUGCAGGGGCACACGGUACCCGGCCUCCUCCACUCACCCCCUGGUGUGCCCACCCCAUGGCUGAUAAUGAUGGGAAUGGUGGUACCAGCCUCUGGGUACCAGCCGGACUUCCUGGGGGGCAAAGCCUCUCUGCCCGAAGCAAUAACGACAGCCGACCCUGACUUCUUCCCAGCGCUCUCUGUUCUCACUGGACUUUCCUUCUCUCACCCUGAGUCUGCUUCCCUGGGGGACAGGAGACCACCCAGGUAAAGGCCUUCUGCUUUUCCUUCCCGUAGCUGCGCCUGCCUCUGACCGCCCUCUGGUUCAGUCCUACCUCGGGGACAUGGGCCUUGUGUUGUGUGGGCUCUUCUGGGUGUGUCCACGGACCGGCCAAGCACCUGAGGUAUCUGGGCAGGUGCCAGGAGUGGAGAACACCCUGGGGCCCUGGCACCCCUCUGAACCACAGAGACCCUCCCCGGAGUGGAGAGUGAGGAAGCGGCCCCUGACAACCAAGCUUCUGCCGCCCUCUGCUGUGCAUGGGAAUAGAAGGCUCUGAGACGUGAGACGCAGAGCUGGCGGGGGAGGCGCUUCCCAGUGCCCAGAUGGCGUGAGGGCCCCCAGGUAGCAAGAUGCCCAGAGGCACUUGGAGGCAAUGAUCUGAUUCACUUGCUUCAAAUAAAAAUCCCACCCCCUGACAGCUCUCAGGUAUCCAAUGGCGAUGAUCUGCAGCUCCUAUUUCCUUAAGAACAAAGCUGUGUUUUCUGUCCCUGAUGCUUGGAAGGGGCCAGCAUCAGAUGUCAGACCCCCUUCCUCCCUGCUCCCCUCCCUCUAAGGAAGGAGUAAGCAUCCCAAGGUCAGCUGGUGCUGGGGUCAGGAGUUCACGCUGAUGACACUCAGGUGCUGGGCCAGUGUGACUAGUCUCCAUCACCUGGGGCUGACUCAUGGCCAGGUCUUCCUUCCUGGAGAUCAUAGUCUUGGGGCCCACUGAGAUCAGAGUCUGUCCCUCGGUCAGGUCAAGUCCAACCAACAGGGCUAAGGACAAGCUCAGUGGUUGGUCUCUCCAUCCCCCUCUGCUGGACAAGCAUGCAUCACGGCUGUCAUUCUCAGACCCGGUGUGAGAUUUCAAGCAAGUGGACUGAUUUCCGUGAGCUGAGCGUCUCUUUCUGUAAAGUAGAUAAUAAAACCUACUUUGCCCGA